AUGACAGGUCUCACGACCUUCCCACCGGCUAAUGCGCCCGCCGACCAAGUCCGCACCUACAUCACCCAACUCCUCGUCAACAAAUAUGACGUCCCCGUCGAUGUCGCUGAGAAACAUGCCAGUAAAUGGGAAAUUGGCCGGUUCUCACAACUGACACCAGCCUCUCGAGAGACCCUACAGCGUAUCUUCGGGGACAAUGUCGGUCUGUGUAUUUUCAGUACGCUCCAGGAGGAUCUAACCGAGGUCAUGAAUAAAAGACCAUCGGCAAUUCUCAGCAGUUCGAAAUCAGCAACAGGAACCGAAUGGUGA
Messenger RNA from Penicillium concentricum, 309 nucleotides. RefSeq lists its product as uncharacterized. The coding region runs from base 1 to 309 and encodes 102 amino acids. NCBI's taxonomy places the organism in Eukaryota, Fungi, Ascomycota, Eurotiomycetes, Eurotiales, Aspergillaceae. The transcript has 2 exons. The record is from RefSeq and is a predicted model, not a curated record.